Molecule: messenger RNA, 1604 nt
Organism: Dipodomys spectabilis (banner-tailed kangaroo rat)
Lineage: Eukaryota; Metazoa; Chordata; Mammalia; Rodentia; Heteromyidae
Gene: Znf215
Product: zinc finger protein 215
Exons: 5
Coding region: 1-1509 (502 amino acids)
Biological process (GO): regulation of transcription by RNA polymerase II
Molecular function (GO): RNA polymerase II cis-regulatory region sequence-specific DNA binding; DNA-binding transcription factor activity, RNA polymerase II-specific
Source: RefSeq, a predicted model, not a curated record
AUGGGGCCAGAACAGAGGGUCAUAGAUGUCAACAGGUGUGGAGGACUUGCUUGGGGGCAAAUGGAAAUUAUUCCUGUCUGGAGGCUGCAGCUGCAGGAUCAGUUGAUGGCCAUCUCAAACCCUCAAGACAUGGCUCCAUCUGAAGAAAGUAAGGUCCUGAGAGCAGAUUUGUCCUGGGGACAUAUGACUGUCAUGGACACCAAUGGUUUGGAGGCAUCUCGUCAGAAGUUCAGACAUUUCCAGUAUCCGAAAGUGUCUGGGCCGCAUGAAGCCCUGAACCACCUCUGGAAGCUCUGUCUUCAGUGGCUGAGACCAGAGAUUCAUACCAAGGAGCAGAUCCUCAAACUGUUGGUGCUGGAGCAAUUCCUGGCAGUCCUCCCUGAAGAAGUCAGGACCUGGGUGAAUUUACUGCAUCCAAAGAACAGCCAAGAAGUGAUAGCCUUCAUCGGGGCUGUGAUUGAAAUGCUCCAAGACGAAGGUACACUUUGCCAGGACUCUGUCCUUCUGGACAGCGAUUCCAAGGAGAAGCAUGUAAAAGCUGACUCAUCAGCAGGCACACCCCAGGAACCAAUAACUCUGAGAGAUGUGGUUGUGGAAUUCAGCGAGGAAGAAUGGGGACUCUUGGAUCCUGCUGUAAAGAAGCUGUACAGGGAUGAGAUGCUGGAGAACUAUAGGAACCUGAACUCGUUGCGUAAAGGUGCCCAUCUGUCCUCUAGCUGUCUAUGCAUCUAUCAUGACAAAGCUAUAGGACUGCUGACAUUGUCAGACAGUGGGACAGUUUCAGAAUACCAGGAUUCGGUGCCACAGCAGAUAGUUUCUGCAGAGGAAUCAUCCCCUGAAGCAGGGCUUACUAAAAGCACACAUUCUUCCCUCCCUGAACGUAAUCAAGAUGAGCUGUGCUUGCAGCCAGUGAAUGUCAUUUGUGAUGUACAGCAGGGACUUCCUAUUGGAAAGAGGUCCCCAGAGGAGCAGAAGUCUCAAAGCACGUAUAAUUUAGACUCUGUGAGUAAGCGACAUCCAAAUGAUAAAGAAGGUGAACAGGCCUUAAGCCUGAGUACACGUCAUAUUCAGCCUCCAAAACAUCAAAUCACCAUCAGUCCAUACGUAUGUGAUCAGUGUGGGACAGCCUUCAGCCGGAGUUCAUCUCUCAUCCGGCAUCAGAUCAUCCACACGGGAGAGAAGCCCUAUAGAUGUGGUGAGUGUGGACGAUCCUUCAACCGGUACACAAACCUGAAGAAACAUCAAGAGAUUCAUACCAAGGCCAAGGCUAGGGAAGGUGACAAAGGGGAAGAAGCCUCUUCUAAGGGUGAAGACAGCAGUACAAGUCGAAAGAAACCCUAUGAAUGUGUUUCCUGUGGCAAAUCCUUCACCCGCAGCUCCUGCCUCCUGAGACAUCAGAUGAUCCAUACAGGAGAGAAACCAUUUACAUGUCAGAUCUGUAAGAAAGCCUUCAGCCGACAUUCAUACCUUCUUAAACAUCAAAAAGGUCAUGUGCAAGUCAAAUCCUGAAAAGGAAGAAAUAACUGGAUGAGGGCAGGCAGAGUGCAGACUCAUUCAGCAUACAUGAAUUUAUGUGAGAGGGAAUCUUGAGUAUACAAUGAUUG